Molecule: messenger RNA, 874 nt
Organism: Nematostella vectensis (starlet sea anemone)
Lineage: Eukaryota; Metazoa; Cnidaria; Anthozoa; Actiniaria; Edwardsiidae
Product: phosphopantothenoylcysteine decarboxylase subunit VHS3-like
Exons: 5
Coding region: 165-608 (147 amino acids)
Source: RefSeq, a predicted model, not a curated record
CACAGGUAGCGGAUUGCUUGGAUUGUAGGUAAUAUUUGUGCAUUAUUGAUAGAAUGAAAGGAGAAUAAAGCUUGGCAAGAGAGCUUCGUCAUUCUGCCAAAGCCAUUGAGUGUGAACCCAAGUGAUCCUUUGACUUAAAGGUCUUGUUGACACAAUCUCUUAAAAUGAAGUACUUUCUGUUGAUGUGCCUUGUCUUCGGACUGUCGGCUUUUAUGGUCAAGGCCGAGGAGGAAGCUAAGCCCGAGGCUGAAGCCGAGGAGAAGGACACUGGUGACUUUGAUGAUGAUGUUGCUGAUGAUGCCAGCGAUGGAGAGGACAGCAGCGAGGGUGAUGAUGACGAUGAGCCAGAGUCAGGAGAUGGUGAUGUUGGUGAUGAUGAGGAGGAGGAUGAUGACGAUGAUGAUGAUUCCGAGGACUCUGAUGACGGUGAGACCAAGGAUGAGAGUCCUAAGGGAGAGAAAGACGAUGAUGACGACAAGGAGGAGAAGAAGGAAGACGAGAAGAAGGAAGACGAGAAGAAGGAAGACGAGAAGAAGGAGGAAGAGGACAAGCCCGCCCCCAAGGCUGAGGAGAAGCCCGCUGAGAAGGCCGAGGAGAAGAAGGAAUAAGUCAGUCGUUUCCGUGCGGUAGAAAUUUAAGAAGAAAAGCAACAGAAUGCCAUUUCUAUUUUUUUUUUUUUGCUUUCUUUCGGAUUUUGAUUUUUGUUUCUUUUAAAGAAACACCGUCUUUUAAAGUCGUUUUCUACAAUGUAGGAAGAAUGUUCCGCGUAUAUUGGUGUCCUUGUUUGUAUCAUAUCCCGGUUGUUUACAUGUGACUCUUUCCCUCUUGUAAUUUCAAAAGUGUGCGUAAUAAAGACGAACAAACAAACAAAAAA